Molecule: messenger RNA, 450 nt
Organism: Rhizophagus irregularis DAOM 181602=DAOM 197198
Lineage: Eukaryota; Fungi; Glomeromycota; Glomeromycetes; Glomerales; Glomeraceae
Source: RefSeq, a predicted model, not a curated record
AUGUUUGUAUGGAAAAUUGGCUCCUAUUUGGAUACCGAAUUCCAAAGGAAUUUGGCUCCAUCGGAAAUCGGCUCCAAUUUAGAUACCAGAAUCCCGCAGGAAAUCAGCUCCGACAUGGACGCCAAAAUCUCCUCAGUCAGGUUUCGGGAUGAGUUCAACAUGGCAUUUCGAAGAUUUAAGACGUCCUCAAAGUAUAAUAGGGGUUUAGGGCAUGGAAUGGUUGAUGGCUUUCACUUCGGGCUGAUGGAUCGGAUUUCUCCCUUCGACUUUUUAUUGGAUGGGUUUCCAUUAACGAAUUGGGAUAAGUUUCAAGUUUCCCACCCUUCGGACUUUAUUGGAUGGGCGGAUUUUCUUCUUCGGACUUUAUUGGAUGGGCGGAUUUCCCCUUCGGAUUUUAUUAGAUCAGGUGAGGAUGAUGGGUGGAUGAUGGAUGGUGAAUGGUGUAUAUAG